GGGUCCCCGCGCAGGGCGGGGCUAGGGCUGUCCCUGGUCCCCGGCGCCUCCUCUGUCUGGGUCUCCGCCUCCGGGACCUGCGGCGGCGGUGAGGUCCGGAGCGCGGCUUCCCCGCGGGCGGGCGGCGCGAUGGGUUGCGGGAACUCCACGGCCACCAGCGGGGGCGCGGGCCGAGGUCCAACAGGAGCAGUUAAAGAUGCGACGGAAGACUCCAUAACAGAGGACGACAAGAGGAGAAACUACGGUGGCGUGUACGUUGGCCUGCCCUCCGAAGCAGCCAGCAUGGUGUCUAGUCAAGCCAAGACAGUACGGAAAAAGGAAGAAAACAGGAUGACUGGAUACUCAAGAGAACCCAGACUCCAGCAGACCAGAAACAAGAGGUCUUUGAUGCUGAAGCAACCUCUUUUCCAGGUCUGCUCAUGAAUUUGGAAGGAAUUUGGCUCCAGGGACAUCGUGUCUUCAGACAAAUUCUGAAAGGUGUCCCCUGCUGUGCCAGCUCCCCCAAAUCCUAAACGUGUAGUUAAAGCCUUGGGUACAUACUGGAUGUUGUGGCCGUGGAAGGAAAUUGUCAAGACUUCAUGCUCAAUGGGGCAACUUGGUGUCGUCCACCACUGAGGGCCAUAAAGGCUGUGGCUACCGGCCUGAUCCACCAGGCAUCAUAGCGUUUCCCAUCCUGGCCAUUCAACACAGUCCACAGAAAUCAUGUCUUUUCACUGAUACUCUUUUGAUAGUUUUUAUAUAAUGCAAUUCUUAUUGUAUUUAUAACAUGAUCUUAGGGCCGCAUAAAGGGAUUAUCUGAAGUGAUAUAUUGCCUCGUCCUUGGAUGUUUCUACUUUGUUGUUUUUAGCUGUGAAAUUGGUAAAAAGAGUCUCAGAACCAUCUCCCUGUCUUACUAGCUGGUUUAAAAUUUUUAUUUAAAUGUAAGAGAAUUCCCUCUGUUGAGAGCAUCUCAGUAUUUGGAAAUGAACUAGUUAAGAUUGCAUGCCAUCCACACGUGUGAAUUAAAUUCCCGCUUUCUUUAGUCUGAAGCUUAUAUGACUAUAAGUGAUCUCCAUCUUCCCAGUUGUCCAUUCUCCCUGUGUGUAAUCAGAGCAUCUCACCAUGUUAAUUCCCUACCGUCUUGAAGGUCUUGCGGUUGAUGUUUAGUGGGAUUUCUGUAAAGUUCCUGAUUUGCUGACAACGUGUAUACCUACUUAUGACUGCUGUAAGUGACUUGGUUUACCAGUGUACUUCAACAAUUAAAUAUUUUUAUCCCCCUUUA
Messenger RNA from Peromyscus leucopus (white-footed mouse), 1261 nucleotides. RefSeq names its product chromosome 18 C12orf75 homolog (gene C18H12orf75). NCBI's taxonomy places the organism in Eukaryota, Metazoa, Chordata, Mammalia, Rodentia, Cricetidae. The transcript is spliced from 7 exons. The record is from RefSeq and is a predicted model, not a curated record. Bases 130 to 423 code for a protein of 97 amino acids.